Gambusia affinis (western mosquitofish) is the source of this 804-nucleotide messenger RNA. Its product is annotated as apoptosis facilitator Bcl-2-like protein 14. The transcript is spliced from 6 exons. The coding region runs from base 51 to 695 and encodes 214 amino acids. Gene Ontology annotation, biological process: regulation of apoptotic process. The record is from RefSeq and is a predicted model, not a curated record. NCBI's taxonomy places the organism in Eukaryota, Metazoa, Chordata, Actinopteri, Cyprinodontiformes, Poeciliidae.
GUUCUGGUUGUGGUUCAGUUUCGGACUUCAAUAAAGACACACCUGUGAACAUGGAGAGUCUGCAGGAUCAUGACAAGGUGUUGCGGCUGGUGGAGAAAUACUGCAACCUCAGGUCACUUCCAGUGGCACAUUUCGAGGGACCAGAAGAACCAGUGAGGCCUUCAUCUCUGUCACCCUGCAAACCAUUUGAUCAAACAUUGAUUCUUCGAAUACCCUCCUCAGACAUAGAGUCUGACUCAUUAGAUCGUUCUAGAUCUGCAAGAAAAGCCCAGAAUGUCCCGAGGCAGCUGGCGAAGAUCGCUGAGUCGGCACCGAUCACCGAGCAGAACCUCCAGACCCAAGAUGAGAUCAUCCAGAAACUCGUCGAGCUGAUGAUAACACUUGGAGAUGACAUUAAUGUGAAGCUCAAACAGAACCCGUCCCUGCAGCAGCAGCUCCAGAACUUGAACUACAACCUGUUUGAGAAGCUGACGUGCACCGUGCAGAACCUGGUGGCGCCACCGGGCCAGGCGGCAUGCCCAGACGGUCUGGUCCAGAAGCAGAGGAUCGCCUGGGCCUUUGAGGUGACCAGCAGACUGUCCUCUGUCACUGUGGUCCACCGGAGGGCGAUACAGCACUUUGGAGCCCGAUACAUCGCAGAGAACCACGCUGGCUGGGUCCAGCAGCAAGGAGGCUGGGAGGAAGCUUUUGACUGAACAGCGGGUCUGUCAGAUGGAGAAAAGUAAACUGUGAACGACUUGUAGAUAUUUAUUUUUUAUUAUGAAGAUGUUGCUCUGAAAAUUUUGAAAUAAAAUCAAAAUGAAG